AUGCCUACCACCACGGAACCACCAGAAGGCAUCCACCACUACGAAUACGCCAGCGACCUCCCCGAAGCCAACACAAAAUACUGGCAUCAACGCUACAACAUCUUCUCCAAAUAUGACGAGGGAAUUUGGCUCACAGACGAUGCCUGGUUCGGCGUAACUCCAGAACCAAUCGCAAACAAAAUCGCAGAGCAUGUAGCCACAGCACCAGCAUCCAAGACAAUCCUCAUAGACGCCUUUGCGGGCGCAGGUGGGAAUGUCAUUGCUUUCGCCCUCUCCGGUCGCUGGAAACAAAUCUUUGCCGUAGAAAAGGAUCCCAAAACUCUUGCGUGUGCGAAGCAUAAUGCGGAAGUUUAUGGAGUGGCGAAGAAGAUUUUCUGGACCCAGGGGGAUGUUUUUGAGGCGUUGAAGAUUCGACUCAAGGCUGCGGCCAAGAAUGCUGUGGUGUUUGCGAGUCCGCCUUGGGGAGGUCCGAGCUAUACUGACUGGGAUGUGUUUGACCUCUCGUACAUGGAGCCUUACAAUAUGCAACAUUUGUAUGAGGCAUAUUCCAAGGUGACGGAUGACUUUGUGCUCUAUCUUCCACGGACUUCGGACGUACGACAACUGGUCAAGUUUGACAAGAAAGGCGAGGAGAAUGGAGAAAAGCUAAAGGUCAUUCACUAUUGCAUGCACGGGUCAAGCAAGGCCUUGUGUGUCUUCUACGGGUCCUUUCAGUUGGGCUGA
Messenger RNA from Ramularia collo-cygni, 723 nucleotides. RefSeq names its product probable RNA methylase family protein. Gene Ontology annotation, biological process: 7-methylguanosine cap hypermethylation; 7-methylguanosine RNA capping. Gene Ontology annotation, molecular function: RNA cap trimethylguanosine synthase activity. Gene Ontology annotation, cellular component: nucleus. The transcript is spliced from 3 exons. The record is from RefSeq and is a predicted model, not a curated record. The coding region runs from base 1 to 723 and encodes 240 amino acids. Lineage: Eukaryota; Fungi; Ascomycota; Dothideomycetes; Mycosphaerellales; Mycosphaerellaceae.